CUGCGCAGUCAUCUUGGGGGCUGGACGCACAGGGCCACGCUGUUAACCUGGGGCAGCACCAUGAAGGCCCUCAAGAAGGAAUCCCGUCUCAAAAUUCCAACCAGCAGGUUCUUGGAGGCCGCAGAGAGCGUCAAAGAAAAGAAGCGGGCAAAGGCACCUGAACAGCCCACUCCCCCCAUUCAGGAAGAGCCUGAACCUGUCAGCAAUGUCUUACAAGGAGAUGACAUUCUUGCCUUGGCCAUCAAGAAAGAAGACUUGAAGAAGCAACACAUUCCUCGGUUUGCAGAAACAGGAGGAAAGCCUGUUGUGACACAGAAAUUUAUCAUCCGGAAGCUCAAACCGAAGGAUUCCAGCAGAAAGGUCUACCACUUGGUAGCUCAUCCUGCUCAUCCUGAUGCUGCCACAAAGCCCCUGGACUAUUCUGGUCCUGGCGACAGCUUCUUAAGUGGUGACCAAAUCCUGCCUCACCAGAUCUUGGGAAGUCUCCAGGACUUUAAAAGGAUCGCAGUUGCUCGAGGGAAUACCCAGCUAGCUAAGCUGAUACACGUCCAACCCUGUCUGAUGACCCUCAUCUCAGCUAAAGAAGAGCCCAAGCCAAAGGCCCCAAAGGAAGGGAAGAGGCCUCCAUGGGCCCCACCUCUCCAGCACAAUUUCCUGAAGAACUGGAGACGGCAUGUUGCCUUGUGGAAGAAGCAACAGGAAUUCCUCAGUGAGCAUCUGAAGAAGCCAGUGAGUGAGCUGCUGAUGCAUGCUGGGGAGAGCUACAGAAGGAUCCAGGAAGAACGGGAACUCAUUGACCGUGCACUUCCCACCCAGCAUGACAGAAAAGGUUUUAAAGCAACCAAUUGGUUCUGGAGUCCACUGGAGUACCUGGGAGAUGAGACGACAGGCCUUCUCAUGACAAAAACAAAAACUCAGCGUGGCCUGGUGGAACCUAUCACACACAUCAGGAAGCCCCACUCCAUCCAAAGGGAGACUGGAUUACCAACACAGAAAGAUGCUUGGUACCGCUACACCUGGGACCGGAGUCUGUUUCUGAUCUACCGGCGCAAGGAGCUCCAGAGCAUCAUGGCAGAACUAGAUUUCAGCCAGGAGGACAUAGAUGGCCUGGAGGUGGUGGGCCGUGGGAAACCCUUCUCAUCUGUCACAGUAGAAGAGUAUUCACCACUUGAAAAGAGUCUGAAGAGCUCUUCUGAAGAUACGGUGUUCCUAGACUCAUUGACCAACCUCUCCGACAUGGUCCCCAUGCCUAUUCUUGGCCCUUCACUGCUAUUCUGUGGGAAGCCAGCUUGCUGGAUUAGAGGCAGUAACGAAGAUGACAAGAAAAACAUUGGAAUUGGUGUCCGCCUGACAUUUGAGACCCUCGAAGGGGAGAAAACAUCUUCAGAACUGACUGUGGUCAAUAAUGGCACUGUGGCCAUUUGGUAUGACUGGCGACGGCGGCCCCAGAUGGAUUUUUUCCAAGAGCUAAAGAGAAACAGGACACAGCGAUUUUACUUUAACAACCGGGAAGGGGUGAUUCUGCCUGGGGAAAGCAAACACUUUACCUUCUUCUUCAAGUCUCUGAAUGCUGGCAUCUUCAGGGAAUCUUGGGAAUUUGGGACCCAUCCUACCCUCCUGGGAGGUGCUGUCCUUCAGGUCACUCUCCAUGCUAUCUCACUGACCCAGGACAUUUUUAUGGAUGAGAGGAAGUUGCUGGAGAGUAAGCUGGCUGCCCAUGAGGCUGUCACCAUCGCACAGAGUGUGCUGCAGGAGGUACUGAGGGGCAUCUCAACUCCAGACCGCGUAUCAUCCCCUGUGGAUGCCUAUCUCACCGAGGAGGACUUGUUCCACUACAGGAAUCCUCGGUUGCAUUACCAGCAUCAAGUGGUGCAAAGCCUGCACCAGCUGUGGAACCAGUACUCCACCCUGCCUCUGAAGACUGAGGGGGCCAGGGCAGGUCAGAAGGAUGCCUUCAGCUCCAGAGCUCGGCUUGCUCCGGUGCCAUUUUUGUUGGUCCAGAAGGCCCUGGCAGACUCUGAUCGCCUGAUGAACAGCAGGAACCAGGUCUUGGAGGCCUCACCCCUACAACUAAGGCAGGAGAUGGAUAUGCUCAAGGAACACCGAGAUCCCUUCCUAUAUCAGAAGACUGGCAUGGGCACCAAGAGUUUUCCAAGGAAGAGCAUCAUGGAGGAGAUUCUGGUGGAGGAGAGUCCUGACAGGGAGACUACCAGGAGCCCCUGGGAGCCUGAAAGCCUUCCUCCACCCAGGUGGAACCUUUGCCUGGAGGAUUUCAGAAAGGCAGUGAUGACCUUCCCUGAAGAGAUCCAGAGAGAGGAUGCCCUUAUCCGGCUCAACAAGGCAGCUGUGGAGCUGUGCCAGAAGCAGAAGCCAUUGCAAUCUGACCUCCUGCACCAGACAUGUUUGCAGCUGUGGCGAGAUGUGAUUGACAGCCUGGUAAGCCAAUCGCUGUGGCUAAGGGCUCUUUUGGGCCUGCCUGAGAAGGAGACGGUUUAUUUGGAUGUUCCAGAAGAGCAAGGUCAGAAGUCCCCUUCAGUCAUAGAAGUGAAGGUGGCAGUCAGUAAAAUUGGGAAGGAGGAGCGGAAAGGGACCACCCAGGAAAAGAAAGUACCAGGUAUCAGAGACAAAGAGGAAAAAAAGGGGGCCAAGACGCCAGGGAAAGAGGAUCGCCUGAACAGCAAGAAACAGAAGACAAAGGAUGACAAGAAAGUGGUGAAGUCUACAAGCCGGGACAGGCUGUCCUCGGAAGAUCCUACCCCUGACAGCACGGUCCCUUCACAGGAGCCCAUAGACCCCCUGGUCAUGGAGAAAUAUACCCACAGGUUGCAUGCUGAGGUCUAUGGGUUGCUGGAUACCCUGGUUACUGACAUGAUGGUCCUGGCUGAUGAGCUCAGCCCCCUAAAGAGUGUUGAAGAACCUUUGCGUUUUUGCAACUGAUUCGUGGGCCCAUGCUAUCUCCUGGGAGAAUGGUUAGGAAAGU
This is a messenger RNA of Phodopus roborovskii (desert hamster), 2980 nucleotides long. It is a transcript of the gene Mycbpap, whose product is annotated as MYCBP associated protein. The transcript is spliced from 19 exons. Gene Ontology annotation, molecular function: clathrin binding; phospholipid binding. Gene Ontology annotation, biological process: endocytosis. The coding region runs from base 61 to 2937 and encodes 958 amino acids. The record is from RefSeq and is a predicted model, not a curated record. Gene Ontology annotation, cellular component: plasma membrane; endosome; clathrin vesicle coat. NCBI's taxonomy places the organism in Eukaryota, Metazoa, Chordata, Mammalia, Rodentia, Cricetidae.